ACGCACACACGCUUGAACACCACUUCAACUGAGCUGCAUCUCGUCAUUAGUCCGGUAAAACGUAUCGAUUCAAGUGCACAUAUUUAGGUGAAAAGCAUAAAAACCUUCAGCUUGCUGCAGGAUAACCGUACGAGCCGCUCACAGAGGAACCCGUGUGCCGGUUCUAGUGUGUUCUUAAUCGCUCCUGUCCAUCAUCGCUCCAACCGUUCCACGGUACCCCCGAGGCCGCUUAUCACUUGUUCCGUAGGGUGAUUAAUCAUAAAAGCUUUGGACAUCCGGCCAACGGGGCUCAUUCGACGUUUACGUCUUCGCGGUUGAGGAAGGACGGUCCUAUUCUCGAACGAAAGUUCUUGUGGCACGACGGUAAAAAGUCCCGCGAAAAAAUCGAAAACCUCCUAUAAGUGCGCAUACGAAGAGGGUGCCAGUGAAAAAUCAAGCAAGCAUGGAAAAUCGAAACGAAAACGGACACGGAAACUCCGGGAAAGAAAUCCGCGUUUGGUGCGAUGGAUGUUACGAUAUGGUGCACUUUGGACAUGCGAAUUCUCUACGUCAGGCGAAGGCACUCGGUCACAAGCUAGUUGUAGGCAUCCACAACGAUGAGGACAUAACAAGGAACAAGGGACCGCCGGUGUUUACGCAGGAAGAGAGAUACAAAAUGGUGCGUGGUAUUAAAUGGGUAGAUGAAGUGGUCGAAGAUGCACCGUAUGUGACGACGCUGGAAACGCUCGAUAAAUAUGACUGUGACUUCUGUGUGCAUGGAGAUGAUAUCACGUUAACAGCAGACGGUAUCGAUACGUACCAUCUGGUAAAAAAAGCAUUGCGAUACAAGGAAGUAUCGAGGACGGCUGGCGUUUCGACAACGGAUCUGGUCGGACGAAUGUUACUUCUCACUAAAAACCAUUUUAAGCAAGGUGAUAAGGAAUAUGAGGUUGAGAAAGAUGACGCAUUUGAAGCACUGCUGAAGCGGUAUAACGUUGAAAAAUUCCAAAUCUCAGGCUCGUCACAGCUCGGCCAGGACCAUACGGCCCGCAGCCCAUGGACAGGAUGCUCGCAGUUUCUGCCGACGACACAAAAAAUUAUCCAGUUCAGCGACGGUAAAGCGCCGAAGGCAACGGACAGGAUCGUGUACGUUGCCGGUGCAUUCGAUUUGUUCCACGUCGGUCAUCUAGAUUUCCUGGAGAAGGCGAAGGAGCUUGGUGAUUACCUUAUCGUCGGUCUGCAUACUGAUCCGGUGGUGAACCAGUACAAGGGCGGUAACUAUCCGAUCAUGAAUCUUCACGAGCGCGUACUCAGCGUGUUGGCCUGCAAGUACGUAAACGAAGUGGUGAUCGGUGCACCGUACUCCGUGACGACGGACCUGAUGGAACACUUCAACGUUAGUGUGGUGUGCCACGGUCAAACGCACAUAGCCCUUGACGUGGGUUACAUUGACCCGUACGCAAUACCGAAGCAGAUGGGAAAGUUCAUGCUGAUCGAUUCGGGAAACACCAUUACAACGGAAGAUAUUGUCGAACGGAUCAUCCGCCAUCGAUUGGAAUUCGAGCAGCGUAACAAGAAAAAGGAAAAAAAAGAAAUUGAAGUGUACGAGGCGAUGCAAAAGGUGAAACUUGCGCAAAAGUCCGGUUGACCCAUCGUUGACGAUGCUCAAUAGGGUGCAGCAGAUAGUUCAAAUUGAAAGUCUCCGUAUAUGUGUUAUUCUUAUUGGACGGACGAGAGAGACGUGUGCGGCGGAGGGCGUUAACACAAAUUUUAGCCAGCGCAUGACUCGAUCUGCCCGGAUGUUCCGCCGCAGGUGUCUUUGUCGUCAUGUUGCGUUUAUUUUAUUCGCCACCGUUGGAGGCAUCAUUCCUGUUUAUUUGUCUGUUAUAAUUUAUAACGUGAAGGCGAUUGUGCGUAAGGAGGCUGACAUGAGGUGACAAAUGCUGUUCACACGGUUAACAAAAAAUAGUUUAGCAAUUUAGCGCAGUUGUAUGUACCAAAAUUGCAUGUCAGUUUGAUUUCAGUCAGUUCAGUUUUUAUAGCCUUAAGUAAAGCGCUGGUUUAUUAAUUUAUCAUUUUAACGACAGUAAAGCAAACAAAUCACAUUUAUAGUAGAAGAAGAUUGUUGCCAUCGGAAGGUUUCGUUUUGUGAAGCUCCACAUGGCAAGUGCGGAAACUUUGAGCGGUAAAAAGGGUGACAUAAAAGCAAUAGAAUCUCAGUUUUUUCGUCACACCAUGAAACUACAUGGAUUGUUGUGGUUUGUUGAUCAAAGGGUGGUGUAAAAAAUGGAAAGACUUGAGUGUUUUUUUAAUUUGUUUUAUAUUUGUAACACGCUAAAACCGCCGGUUCGUUGAUCUAUGUUUGUAUGGUUGGAUUUCAAUGAUCAGAACUCUCCGGUCAGUGCGUCAAUUUGAAAUAGUGUUGUGUGUUUUGAAUGGAUGAUUAAAUUAUUAGUUAAUACAUGAUGUCUCGUGCACGCAACACAACAAAACAAGGCACAUUGCAGUAAAAGUUAAUCCAAAAUCCUUCUCCCUCUUCCCAAAUUCCCUUUGCCCCACCCAACAGCCUAAGGUUUAGGGAGCGACUGUACGCUAUAACUACUAUUUAAUGCAAAUACUUAUCAAUGAACGUCUUAUAAUCCAAAUCAGUCAGUUCUAGCUGUGAAAGAUUUGUUUUGCAACUGCUUCAUCACGGAUACGUUAGGUUGUAAUAUGCAAUUAGUGGUACGAACCAGAGGAAUACGAGAAAUCAUGGAACAAAAGUUCAGGAGCUCGCUUUAAAUCAAUCAAAAAACAAUGAACGAUUAUGUAUAUAUUACAAAGACGCACUAAACAAGAUUGCCAAAGCGUAAUUGGUUUCGCGAUAUCGUAGACAGUGGCGGAUCAAGCCCCUUGGAGGCCCUAGGCGGAAUAGGAAUUGGCGGACCCCUAUCAAUACCUCUAGUAAAAAUCUUACUUCCUAUAUUUCUGAUUGAAUGUGGUUUACUUACCUGAGUAAACGAUAGUUUGAUUGCUGAUUGGCACCCAAAAAAAACCAACACUUGCAUUUUUUUCUGUGCCCAAAGGCACAUACGCACUUCAGUGCGCUUUGACACAUUUAAAACACUUCACUUGCCUAUAAUGGCCACAUUUUUUAAAACACAAUUUCACCCAAUAAGCAAUAAGCUUAUUGAUAACACAACUUCACUUUCUUUUCACCAAAAAAUAACCAACACUUGCAUUUUUUUUCUGUGCACAAAGGCACAUACGCAAUUGAGUGCGCAUUUUCACUCUUCACUCUUAAAAUUCUUCACUUAAUUACAAGGACUACAUAUUUUUUAAAAACCCUUUUUCACACAAUAAGCAAAUAAGCUUAUUGAAAUCACUUUUUUUCACAAAAAAAAACACUUACCUUUUUUUGCACAAAGGAUGGCGGCCGCUUUACACAACAUGUGCUGAAAGUUUUUUUUAAUCGGUUCCAAAUAUAGCCGAAGCUAGCACGGAGUUUGGAAAAAAACAACCACCACACGUUUAUCCCAUGGCGACGAGAAACUCGUCGGCAAAAUACACUGCACAACACAAAUGUAAAUAAUUUGCAAGUUUAGUACACGCAUGGUACAUGCACUCAUUUCACGUACGUUUCGUUACUCUCACACACAAUGACACGUUAGCGUAAGAAUGAACAAAGCUUCGCUUACCGCUUACCAACUCGAUACCAUUAGAGUUGAUGACCUAUGAAAUGUCAAACGAGUGAAUAAGGAGGCAAACACACUACCUCAACGCACCUGCACAUAGCGUCAUUCACUUUGCUUCGUUUUUUCAAUCUUUGUGUAAUCUUUUCUUUACAAAAGAAAAGAAAGAUAAACUUAAAAUGCAAUUAGCGAAUAAAAUUUUGCAUUUGCUUUUGGAAGCCAAUGCUAUUUGCGAUAAUUGGUCCACUACACUUUUAAACAAUUGCAUUCUUCUUUCACUUACGCAUACUAACACGUAUCACGAGAGCAUACGCUGACACAAGCCAAGCCGACGCCGGCAAUAAUUUUAACACGUGCCAAACAAAACUUCACUCUUUCACAGCAUAUCAACACACGAAUUGAUAUACUAAUCAUUCUUUUGCAUGGAAAAUGAUCCUCCAGUAAAGGAUAUCACUUUUUGCGCACCAAAAAACAACUUUUGUUAACUGUUCCGCGUACCGAGAGCGUUUUUUUUUUCACAACUUAAACGCAUUGAUGUCCGAUCGCUACUGAUCAGAAAUUCUCUUUAUCUCGAUGAUCGUGUCUCAUCUGCUUCGUUAUCACGCCACACCUACACAACUAUAGGUGGCGAAGCGGUCGCCCAAUCAUAUCUUUCGCACACACUUUUCUCGUGCUUGAGAGAAGCCUUUACAGAGGCUCGUAAAAAAAGCAAUCAAAGCAUCAAAUUCGUUCUUACAUUUUUGGCAUGGAAAGCGAAGGCAUAUGAACACUUUUUAAUUACGUAAAACAAUUUUGUUAUGAUUGAUAGGAAAACGUUUUAAAGGGGCAUUUAGUUUGAGAAGAAAAGUUUUCUUCUCCUAACAACAUUCAUUCACAUUUUCGUUCCGCCUAUUCCGUUAACCUAACCUAACUUUAGAUCCGCCACUGAUCUUAGGAUAUAAGCGAAACCGAUUACGUCAAGCAUAGGGAAAAUUUUCAAAGAUGCAGCGUUAAUUUUUUGUGCGCAAGCCUAUAGGUUCGAUGUUAAGCAACAAAUGUGCAGUGAAAAAGAAAAUUUGUAAUUUCCAUACUUUUUAACACACUCCAAGAAAGCAAACCAAAUAAUAUAUCUUCACAUUUGAAACAAA
Messenger RNA from Anopheles funestus (African malaria mosquito), 4777 nucleotides. RefSeq names its product ethanolamine-phosphate cytidylyltransferase (gene Pect). Gene Ontology annotation, biological process: phosphatidylethanolamine biosynthetic process. Gene Ontology annotation, molecular function: ethanolamine-phosphate cytidylyltransferase activity. The transcript has 7 exons. Lineage: Eukaryota; Metazoa; Arthropoda; Insecta; Diptera; Culicidae. The record is from RefSeq and is a predicted model, not a curated record. Gene Ontology annotation, cellular component: cytoplasm. Bases 443 to 1627 code for a protein of 394 amino acids.